This is a messenger RNA of Schistocerca nitens (vagrant locust), 1887 nucleotides long. RefSeq names its product clusterin-associated protein 1 (gene Cluap1). NCBI's taxonomy places the organism in Eukaryota, Metazoa, Arthropoda, Insecta, Orthoptera, Acrididae. Bases 104 to 1447 code for a protein of 447 amino acids. Gene Ontology annotation, cellular component: intraciliary transport particle B; cilium; centrosome. Gene Ontology annotation, biological process: cilium assembly. The transcript has 10 exons. The record is from RefSeq and is a predicted model, not a curated record.
GGCAACGAAAACAAACAAAUAAAUAAACACACAAACAAGCUGUGCGUUCCUGUGUUUUGGACAGUUGACUUGACAGUGCUGAUUUAUAUUUGAAGCUGCCACCAUGUCUUACAGAGACCUAAGGAAUUUUGCAGAAAUGAUGAGAGCUCUAGGAUACACAAGGCUUAUAUCUACAGAGAAUUUUCGGAAUCCCAAUUUCCCACUUGUAGCUGAAAUUUUAAUAUGGCUUGUUAAAAGAUUCGAUCCAGAAGCAGAUGUACCAUUGGAGUAUAAUACUGAGACAGAAAGGGUUAAACUGAUACGAUUAGCUGCUCAGUUUAUGGCUUCAAAAGUCAAUAUAAAAUUAAACACCAAAAAUCUUUACCAAGCUGAUGGAUAUGCUGUACGGGAGCUCCUCAAAGCUACAUCAGUUUUGUACGGUGCUCUACGUUUCAAUAUGAAAAAUGUAGAUGACGAUGAUGAAAGUGAUCGAAGUACUGUAUGUGACAUCGUGGCAAAGGCAAAUGAAAUAAAAAAAGUUAGAUCACUAGCUUCACAGAUAACUGCUAAAGGAGCGGCUCUUUAUGACUUACUGGGAAAAGAAGUUGAGAUGAGAGAAGCGCGCAAUAGUUGCAUAGCAAAGCAGAUGGAAAUUGGGGAACUUGAAGAGGCUAUGAAGAAAGCUGUUGAAAUGUUAAAAUCAGACAUAAACAAUAUAAAACAGCUCAUAGAAAACGUUUCAACAGGCGAGGCAAGUCUUGACUCCAAAAUCGAAAAGAAACGGAUUGAACUGGACAGAAAUAGUAAACGAUUGCAAACUCUGAGGAAAGUGAGACCUGCUUUCAUGGAGGAGUUUGAACACUUAGAGGCAGUGCUGCGCGACCUCUAUACAGACUAUGUGGUACGGUUUCGCAGCUUAGCCUAUUUGGAACAGCAACAAGAAGACACUGAGCUUGCAGAACAGGAACGCAUGGAAGAGCAACAGGAAGCAACAAAAAGACUAAUAGAAAAAAUGAAACAAGAAGAAAAACUGCUAGAUGAGCCAUGUGAUUUAUUGGUUGGGGAAGUCAGAGAGGAACAGGACCUUAGUACAAAACCUCUUGGGAAAACAAGCAGAGUCAGAAUUCAAACAGCCUCAAGAGUAAUGCGCAAAGCAUCUGCACGUCGUGUCUUUGGUAGUAUGAAUGGCCCUGCCGAAGAUGACGAUGAUGAUGAUAGCCUAGAUUCAGAUUCAGAUCUCCUACUUGAUGGUGAUGGAUCAGAGCUUCUGGGAACUGAUGAGGAAGAGGAUGAAGUUCUUGGCCUCGGAGUUGACUCACAGGCAAAGCAAGCAGAUAUACACAAUCCUGUACUUGUCUGUGUCAAAAUGGUUUUCAUCCGUAAAUCGUGUUUCCUGGAUUGCAAGGAUUUUGAUAUGGAAUUUUUGCAGCACGUCUUAAUUUGGACGUCGUCUGGUUCUCAGCCUUAGGCGUAACACGAUGCUCCUGGUCCUCUGGAAUCCGAUGACCAGGUAAAGCAAGCCUUGCGACUGGUACCCGGGGUAGUGGAUUCAUUCCUUUUGUUAUCAUCAUGUUUGGUUUUCAACUUGGUGGUGGUCCUUCCGAGGAAAGAUCACGAGGAAUAUGACUUGGCUGUUGAGAUUAGAAGGUUGCUGCAGCCGCACCAAGAAUAUAUUAUUAUUAUUAUUAUUAUUAUUAUUAUUAUUAUUAUCACCAUACAAUAGUUAUUGUCUUCAGUCAACUUGUGAUCUAUCUUUUCUUUUUCACACAAACAUUAAAAAUAAUCUUCAAUAACAAAAUAUAGAAACAAUGUAGCCAUUUAAUAGCAGAAUUACUCAAUGUAUCUGAACUGACAAAGUCAUAUAGUGAAACCUUAGUGAUAUCAGAGGUUCCCCAAGGGAAUAUUAUA